Molecule: messenger RNA, 1206 nt
Organism: Silurus meridionalis
Lineage: Eukaryota; Metazoa; Chordata; Actinopteri; Siluriformes; Siluridae
Gene: cldn10d
Product: claudin 10d
Exons: 5
Coding region: 320-1144 (274 amino acids)
Biological process (GO): cell adhesion; bicellular tight junction assembly
Cellular component (GO): bicellular tight junction; plasma membrane
Molecular function (GO): structural molecule activity
Source: RefSeq, a predicted model, not a curated record
CUAUACCAUAUGGGUAUUGUCCUUUUGUCAUUGUAAACAAGUGGUCAUUAAAGAAACUGCCCUCAUUAGAAAAUCCAGAUAAGUUUUGGUAGAUAUGAGCAUCUGCUUACUUUGCAAUACCACAAACAAGUCCCAGUUUCAGGCUUCAGCAUGCUUAACAACAUAAGGGAGGUUGUCUUUUAGAGCCAGAUGACUCGGUGUUCAUUUCUCUUUAAAUAUUAUCCUUUUUUUGACAAUGUUAUUUUGACAGCUUAGUUUUUGAUCAACUUAAGUAGCUGCUCUUGGAUUCUCUCUCAGAGUAUAGCAUGAAGCUGGCAAAAUGAAACGCACAGCUUUGAUGUAUAUAGAAAUUGGCUGUUUUUUGAGUUGCACUAGUGGAUGGAUCUUAAUCUGUUCUACUCUACCUACUGAAUAUUGGAAUUUCUCUGAGGUAGGCGAUGCUGUACUUACCACGGUCAACUACUACUCCAACCUGUGGAUGAACUGUGUAUCUGACACCACUGGUGUUUCUGAUUGCAAGUACUAUCCUUCCUUGAUGGCCCUUCCAGUUUUCAUGCAUAUCUGCCGUGCCCUGGCCAUUGUCUCUGUAAUUCUGGGAUUCUGGGGGGCUGUACUUACCUUGAUUGGAAUGAAGUGCACCAAGAUUGGGGGUUCUGAACUUGUUAAUGCAAGAAUAACAUUAGCAGCGGCCCUUACUAAUAUGGCAUCAGGACUCAGUGGUAUGGCAGUCUACUCAUUGUGGGGAAACAGAAUGCGGAUGCAGUUUAUUGAUGCAAAUUUUAAACCACAGAAAUUUGAACUUGGUGCAGCAUUAUUUAUAGGAUGGGGAGGUUCCAGUUUGCUUAUAUGUGGAAGUGCAGUUUUGUGUUAUUUCUCGGGGAAAGAGGGAUUCAACUCAGGGUCAAGAGACACACUGCUUCGGGAAGAUGCUUACACAAGAGCCCGAUCAAGAGCGACAUAUGUGACCGCUCGAACCAGAGGGACCUAUAUGUUGCCUGACUACUCCAAGCCCAAUACAGCAGCAUACAUGCCCCCUUUAUUCAGUUCAUCCAGAAACAGCAGGGGAUACAAAAGGCAACAAAGGGUCUACACAUCCCGCAGGACAGCAACUGCCGUGCCACUCAACAUGGAUUCCUAUGUAUAAAAGCCCAUGUUUCAGAAACAACCUACUGAGUGGAAUUAGUUUGGGUGCUUAAAGUGCUCAUG